ACGACCGAAUCCCCAACCUGGGGAUCUCGAAGUGUUGACUGUUUCGAAAAAUUGGAGCAGAUUGGUGAAGGAACUUACGGGCGACUGAAUUUGAACAAAAACAUCUUCUCCUAGAAGCUAAGCAAGCUUGUUUUUCCUGCCACUCUACUAUAAGAAUUUUCUUUGCUCACUUUUACCAACAUAUUGACUACAAAAUGCACACUCGUCACAGCAUUUUGAAAUAAUACAGGUGAUAAUGCAGUGUCAAUUAUCACGUUCAAACCCUCAAACUCUUUCAGGAACUUUUUUUUGUUGGUGUCAAACUUCUAGAGUAUCUUUUAAGGUAAAAAUAUUUCCUGGCCGUGGUUCUGAAAACCCAGUUGAAAUAAUGUGAAUAUGGAAUAUGAUAGGAGAUCAACGAGCAGCCCUAACACCUCUUCUGAAAACCCGAUCAUGUCGUCUGUCUUACAGUCAAUUCUCAAAACAGUUAUUUCAGGGUGAUUUAUCUGAAAACACAAAUUAAAGGAUGCGAAAGAUUCUAAAUCCUAGCAAGGGAAACAAUUCUGGGUGCUUUGUAGAGGGUCUGGUUGCCCACUGAUAAGAUAUUACUUACCUAAGCAGUAAGCAAUCCAGGUAUCACUUGAUACAGAUGCAUUUGCUGGUUUGCGGCUUGUCUCUAUUGGUCCAAUUGAAGCAGGUUCGUAGAGCCUCCCAAAAAAAAGUUCCAUAAUUUGAAGAUCCUCCAUGAGUCAAGUAUACAUGGCUAGAGAGAUCAGAACAGGGGAAAUUGUUGCUUUGAAGAAGAUACGGAUGGAUAAUGAGAGGGAGGGGUUUCCGAUAACUGCCAUACGUGAGAUUAAAAUUUUAAAGAAGCUGCAUCACGAGAAUGUAAUAAAGCUUAAAGAGAUUGUUACUUCUCCAGGUCCUGAAAAAGAUGAGCAGGGCAGGCCAGACGGUAAUAAAUACAAGGGGGGCAUUUAUAUGGUUUUUGAGUACAUGGACCAUGACCUAACUGGCCUUGCUGAUCGUCCUGGGAUGAGGUUUUCUGUUGCACAGAUUAAGUGUUAUAUGAGACAGCUUUUGACAGGGCUUCACUACUGUCAUGUAAAUCAAGUACUUCAUCGUGACAUCAAAGGUUCCAAUCUUUUAAUAGACAAUGAAGGAAAUUUGAAGCUAGCAGAUUUUGGUCUUGCCCGUUCAUUUUCAAAUGAUCACAAUGGGAAUCUUACAAACCGUGUGAUUACUUUAUGGUACAGACCACCAGAGUUGCUGCUAGGGACCACGAAGUAUGGCCCAGCUGUGGAUAUGUGGUCAGUUGGGUGUAUUUUUGCUGAGCUUCUGCAUGGGAAACCAAUUUUUCCUGGGAAAGACGAGCCCGAGCAACUAAGUAAAAUCUUUGAACUGUGUGGAGCUCCUGAUGAGAUUAACUGGCCUGGCGUUUCUAAGAUUCCUUGGUACAACAACUUCAAGCCCACAAGGCCUUUGAAAAGGCGUCUUCGAGAGGUCUUCAGACACUUUGAUCGGCACGCUUUGGAGUUGCUUGAGAAAAUGCUGACUCUUGAUCCUUCUCAGAGAAUAUCAGCCAAGGAUGCACUAGAUGCAGAGUAUUUCUGGAUAGAUCCAUUACCUUGUGAUCCCAAAAGCUUACCCAAGUACGAGUCUUCACACGAGUUCCAAACCAAGAAAAAGCGGCAGCAACAGCGACAACAUGACGAAGCAGCAAAGCGUCAGAAAAUACAGCACCAACAGCAACAUUCACGUCUCCCACCACCAAUGCAGCAGCAGCAGUCUGGCCAAGCAGCUCAUGCUCAGAUGAGGCCAGGACCUCAAAAUGCACCGAUGCAUGGUGCUCAGCCUCAGCUGGUUGCAGGUGGCGGACCUGGCCAUCAUUAUGGGAAGCCUCGUGGCGGACCUUCUGCAGGAUCAAGCAGAUACCCGCAGGGCGGUGGAAACCCUUCUGGCGGAUACAAUCACCAUCCAAGUCGUGGCAGCGGGCCAUAUCCGCCGCCCCAAGCAUAUGGUCGAGGUAGUGGAGGUACUAGCGGUUAUGUGGUUGGUCCACCAAAUUAUUCUCAAGGCGGCGGCGGUGGUGGUUCAUACAGCGGGGGUGGUGGACCUGGCGGUGGCCGUGGCAAUGCAAUGGGAGGGAAUCGUGGCCAACAGUACAAUAAUUGGCAACAGUAAGAAGUCGGAAUCGGAAAGACUUGGGGUUUUUGUUUGUCAGAAUCAAUGACCCUGUAAAUCUCUCUCAUAUAUAUAUAUAUAUAUACAUAUAUAUUAUAUAUAUAUAUAUAGAUAAUCCUACAAAUAAGCUUACGACUCCAAUCCAAUUAAAGAAAGCAAUUGCAGCAAAUAAUCAUCUCUCU
Messenger RNA from Cynara cardunculus var. scolymus (artichoke), 2345 nucleotides. Its product is annotated as cyclin-dependent kinase C-2-like. The record is from RefSeq and is a predicted model, not a curated record. Gene Ontology annotation, cellular component: cyclin-dependent protein kinase holoenzyme complex; nucleus. The coding region runs from base 724 to 2163 and encodes 479 amino acids. Lineage: Eukaryota; Viridiplantae; Streptophyta; Magnoliopsida; Asterales; Asteraceae. The transcript is spliced from 13 exons. Gene Ontology annotation, molecular function: ATP binding; cyclin-dependent protein serine/threonine kinase activity; RNA polymerase II CTD heptapeptide repeat kinase activity. Gene Ontology annotation, biological process: positive regulation of transcription elongation by RNA polymerase II; protein phosphorylation.